Molecule: messenger RNA, 2194 nt
Organism: Aspergillus uvarum CBS 121591
Lineage: Eukaryota; Fungi; Ascomycota; Eurotiomycetes; Eurotiales; Aspergillaceae
Product: Elongator subunit ELP3
Exons: 2
Coding region: 261-1994 (577 amino acids)
Biological process (GO): tRNA wobble base 5-methoxycarbonylmethyl-2-thiouridinylation
Cellular component (GO): elongator holoenzyme complex; nucleus; cytoplasm
Molecular function (GO): iron-sulfur cluster binding; acyltransferase activity, transferring groups other than amino-acyl groups
Source: RefSeq, a predicted model, not a curated record
GCUUUUUUUUCCCUUUUCCUUCCACGCUUGCCGCGUGCCAUACCCGAGUCACAAAUCACAAGUCACCACUUAUCCAGUUGUUAUUCCAAUCAUUACAAUUAUUAUUAUUAUCCCUCACUCACUAAACUAUAUCCUUGGACCCCGAGCGAGCGAGCGAUCGUCACGGUCGCCGCUACUUAUUUGAAGAAUAAUUUCCAUUCCACAAUCUCAUUUGCGCGACCGUCGACCGUCGACCGCCCGCAUCUCCAACCCAACCCAAGAUGGCGACCGUCACCAUGACUAUGCCGCCACCAUCCUCGAAGCCCAAGAAAAAUGCCAAACUUCCCUCAGAGAAUGAACGUUUCAUGCGAGCUUGUUCUGACAUUGCGAAUGCCCUAAUUCAGGACCAUGAUUCACAGAGGGAUCCCACGAAGCCCCGCAAAGAUAUCAACCUCAACAAGCUGCGGGGUCAAAUCGCCAAAAAGCAUGCCUUGUCCACUCAACCCCCAUUGACAGCCAUCAUCGCGGCGGUUCCCGAGCAUUAUAAGAAAUAUAUCCUUCCCAAAUUGAUUGCCAAACCAAUCCGAACCUCCUCCGGUAUUGCCGUCGUCGCCGUCAUGAGCAAACCCCACCGCUGUCCCCAUAUCGCAUACACUGGAAACAUCUGUGUCUAUUGCCCCGGUGGCCCCGACUCCGAUUUCGAGUAUUCGACGCAGUCCUACACUGGCUACGAGCCCACCUCGAUGCGCGCCAUCCGUGCCCGCUAUGAUCCUUUCGAACAGGCUCGAGGGCGUGUUGAUCAGAUCAAGUCCCUCGGCCACAGCGUGGAUAAGGUGGAAUAUAUCAUUAUGGGUGGAACGUUCAUGUCUCUUCCGGAAGACUACAGAGAAUCGUUUGUGGCCCAGCUUCAUAACGCUCUGAGUGGCUAUCAAACAGACAACGUCGACGAAGCGGUGCAGGCCGGUGAGAUGAGUAACAUAAAGUGCGUUGGUAUCACCAUCGAGACCCGUCCGGACUACUGUCUCGACACUCAUCUGAGCAGUAUGUUGCGCUAUGGCUGCACGCGACUGGAGAUUGGAGUCCAGAGUCUGUACGAGGAUGUUGCCCGGGACACGAACAGAGGCCAUACUGUCGCGGCGGUGGCGGAAACCUUCAGGCUCGCCAAGGAUGCCGGCUUCAAGGUGGUCAGUCACAUGAUGCCCGAUCUUCCCAACGUGGGCAUGGAGCGCGAUCUCUUCCAGUUCCAGGAAUACUUCGAAAACCCAGCUUUCCGGACCGAUGGUCUGAAGCUAUACCCCACCCUUGUGAUUCGUGGAACCGGUCUCUACGAGCUAUGGAGAACCGGUCGGUACAAGAAUUACACCCCGAACGCGCUGAUCGACCUCGUUGCCCGUAUUCUUGCCCUAGUGCCACCGUGGACUCGUAUCUACCGUGUCCAGCGCGACAUCCCCAUGCCGCUCGUCACUUCCGGUGUCGAGAACGGCAACCUGCGCGAGCUCGCCUUGGCCCGCAUGAAGGACUUCGGAACGACCUGUCGCGAUGUCCGGACCCGAGAGGUGGGCAUCAAUGAGGUCAAGAACAAGAUCCGACCUUCGCAAGUGGAGCUGGUUCGUCGGGACUACUACGCCAACGGGGGCUGGGAGACCUUCCUGGCCUACGAGGACCCCAAGCAGGAUAUCCUGAUCGGUCUUCUGCGCCUCCGCAAGUGCAGCGCCACGCACACCUUCCGCCCCGAAUUCACCGGCCAGCAGACCAGUAUUGUCCGGGAGCUGCACGUCUAUGGCUCGGCGGUGCCCCUCCACGGCCGUGAUCCGCGCAAGUUCCAGCACCGCGGAUUCGGCACCCUGCUCAUGGAGGAGGCCGAGCGGAUCGCCCGUGAGGAGCAUGGCAGUCAAAAGAUCAGUGUCAUCUCCGGCGUAGGUGUCCGCAGCUAUUACGCUCGUCUGGGCUACUCCCUGGACGGCCCGUACAUGUCGAAGACGCUGGUCCCAAUUGAAGAUGAGGAGUUCUUCUGAUGUCUCCACGAGCCAUAUCGCUGAUGUUUUCAUGAUCCCAUUACCUCCGGUUGAAAGAGAUUUCCGAGGUCUGUAUUAUCUGUCCAAAAGUGCUUGUUUUCUCUGGGCCAUGGGUUGGUCCGCGCAUCGGGGCGUUUCAAGGAGUGUUGUUGUUCGAAACGAAAAGCGAUUUACGGCGGCUGUGUGUUUUUUUUUCCCCC